Messenger RNA from Diaporthe amygdali, 474 nucleotides. RefSeq lists its product as uncharacterized. NCBI's taxonomy places the organism in Eukaryota, Fungi, Ascomycota, Sordariomycetes, Diaporthales, Diaporthaceae. Gene Ontology annotation, cellular component: membrane. The coding region runs from base 1 to 474 and encodes 157 amino acids. The record is from RefSeq and is a predicted model, not a curated record. The transcript is spliced from 3 exons.
AUGGCGUCCUUCUUCGACCUGACCAAGCCGCACCUGGCCUAUUAUUCUCCGUCCAAGGUGCCCGCAGCAUUCGUGCUGGCCGUAGUCCCCCAUACCUACUCCCUAAUAGCAGCUGGGAAGAACUUUGAUAUAGCAAACCCUCGCAAUACUGUAGAGAAUUGCGAAAAGGAUACUACUCUGCAAAAGAAGACCGCCCAACGCAUCCGACGGGCCGAGGCGGCCACGGCCAACGCCUUCGAGACCGUAGGUCUGUACGCCGGUGGGAUCGCGGCGGCUACUGCUGCGGGUGUCCCCGUAGAGACACUGAAUUACCUGAGCGUGAUGUAUCUGGCUUCGCGGGCGGGUUACAGUGCCGUCUACGUCUGGUUGCAGGACAACAGGAAGUUGGCGCCUCUGAGGAGCGUGUGCUGGAACACGAGUAUUGGCAUUAUCUUCGCUCUUUGGAUCAAAGCUGGCAACAAGGCCUCUGCUUAG